Molecule: messenger RNA, 813 nt
Organism: Corticium candelabrum
Lineage: Eukaryota; Metazoa; Porifera; Homoscleromorpha; Homosclerophorida; Plakinidae
Exons: 1
Coding region: 1-813 (270 amino acids)
Source: RefSeq, a predicted model, not a curated record
AUGUGCAAGGUACGUGGAGGGAACACGAGCUUGCUUUUCCUGAUUGGGAAGAUAAACAGUAUCUGGACAGAUACAGAGUCACAAAAGCAACAUUCUGGUUUCUAUUUAGAUGAUACAGCUGGUGUCUACAAAAGCACACCACUAAAUUUGAGGAAACCAAUAAAUGCAGACAAGCGCUUUGCAAUUACUCUACACUGGCUUGCUCAUUCAACGUCUUCUUCAGAACUAUCUAUAAUCUACCGAGUUGCAAAAGCCUCUAUUGUGUCAAUUGUGCACGAGGGAAUGUAUGUGUUGCAUUGGUUUCUAGUUCCAGAUUCUAUUCGUUUUCCCACUGGAGAUGAAUUGGACCAAGUUAUUGCUGACUUUGAAGCACUCUGUUGUUUGCCUGACUGUGGUGGAGCAUUAGAUGGGACUUUUAUGCAAAUAAAAAAACCUAGCAAAUUUGGAGACAGCUAUUACUGUUACAAAAGAUUUCAUAGCAUCAUAGUGCUGGGGUGUGUUGAUGCCAGAGGAAUAUUUAUUUCAGUCAACUCUGGUCGGCCAGGGUCUGUUGGAGACUCAUACACAUUCAGAAACAGUCAGCUGAAACAAAAUAUAGACAAUGAUGUUUGGUUGUCUACUGUACAUCAAAAAAUGAUUGGGGGAUUAUCAAUCAGGCCAUUUCUGGUUGCGGAUGCAGCAUUUCUCCUCAGUUCGACUGUCAUAAAAUGUUAUGAUGGUGACAAUCAUGUUGGCAGAGAAAAGAGCUUUAAUUAUUCUGUCAUUCGAACAAGGAGAGUAGUGGAACAGGCUCUUGGAAGACUCAAGGGGUGA